AUGGCGCAUCCCACUGUCGCCCUCAUCGGCACCUGCGACACCAAGCUUGAGGAGCUUCUCUAUGUCCAUGAUAAACUGGUAAACCAGCACGGAAUGCAAUGCAAACUAAUCGAUGUCGGCCGAACACCCAGUGACCAUCCGUCAAUCUCCAUCAGACAAUCUGAUAUCUUCAGGCUGUCGGGUAUCCCUCCUGUGGACUUGACGGCCCUUCCGCGCGGCGAAGUUAUAUCGACGCUCAUCAAACACACCAUCCCUAUCGUAGCGUCCAUGCAAGAGUCGAAUGCGAUCCACGCCGCUCUGUCGCUCGGGGGCAGCGGAGGCUCGUCGCUCGCAGCAGAGGUAAUGCGAGCUGCCCUGCCGCUCGGCUUCCCGAAACUCAUCGUGAGCACCAUGGCCGCGGGGGAUGUGCGCCCGUACGUCGGCGAAUCCGACGUGACCAUGAUGCACAGCGUCGUCGACAUCGCCGGCCUGAACGACAUCCUGUGCGCCGUCCUCGACAACGCUGCAGGAGCCAUCGCGGGGAUGGCGCGCGCACAACACACUCGACUUGUGCACGCUACCUCGCCCGCCCUGUCGAACAGCCUCUCGGCUCCGCCGUCCCAGGACAAGCGCAUUGCGAUCACUAUGUUCGGAGUGACAACCCCCGCAGUGACGCACGCACGUGCGCUGCUCGCAGCCUACCCUUGUACCACAUACAUCUUCCACGCCACGGGCGCGGGCGGGCGUGCCCUGGAGCGCCUCGCCGCCGCGCACUACUGGGACGGCGUGCUGGACCUCACCACGACGGAGCUCGCAGACGCGCUACUCGGCGGCGUACUGAGCGCGGGGGACAUGCGGCUCACAUCUGUAGGCGCAGCGCGUGUCCCGCAGAUCGUGUCGCUCGGUGCGCUCGACAUGGUAAACUUUGGCCCGCGGGAGACGGUGCCGGGGAAGUACCAUGGGCGCAACCUACACAUGCACAAUCCGAGCAUAACGUUGAUGCGCACGUCGCCCGAAGACUGCGCGACGCUUGGGCAGCAGGUCGCUGAGCGCCUGGCGGGCGCGGAUCCUGAUUUGACGGAGGUUUGGGUGCCGGUGCGGGGGGUGAGCGCCUUGAGCGUGUGCGGCCAGCAAUUCCACGACCCGGAGGCGGAUAGGGCUCUUUUUUCUGCUGUGAAGGCGGGACUGGGAGGCACUGGUAUACGGGUGAGGGAAGAGGACCACGACAUCAACGAUCCUGCGUUUGUGCAGGGGAUGGUCCAAAGGCUCGUGGAGAUGAUGGGUCUGGAGCCUGUGCGCGAUGAGGUGUAG
This is a messenger RNA of Fibroporia radiculosa, 1290 nucleotides long. RefSeq lists its product as uncharacterized. Bases 1 to 1290 code for a protein of 429 amino acids. The record is from RefSeq and is a predicted model, not a curated record. The transcript has a single exon. NCBI's taxonomy places the organism in Eukaryota, Fungi, Basidiomycota, Agaricomycetes, Polyporales, Fibroporiaceae.